GUCCUCAUGUGGGGGGCCAACCAUACGGUGAGCAGCGCGCGGACCCCCCCACCCCCCCCGCCCUCCCGACGCGGCAGAACGGCCUUCAUCCCAGCGCCCUGCCUGCCGUGGGGCCUCGGAGGGGAAUCGUCCUCACGGUCCCCUUCGAGCAGAGCCUCCUCGGCCCCCUCCCCCGCUGCCCCUUUCCUCCUACCCCCGUCCCACCGCAGCCUUUCCCCCGGGCGCUGCCCCCCAGCAUCCCUCUCCUCGGUUUCCCCAAUGCCAUUUGGGAUAAUGGCCCUUCCCGUAGGAUGCUGUGGUCCAGGCGUGCUUAGCUGAGGACACCCCCCCAGGACACCCCCUCAGCCCUAUCAACAGCCCCUGGUCUGCUGCCCCAGGGCCGUAUCUCAGUGAGGGGGCUGGGGAUCCCGCAGCUCCAUCCCAUAUCAUUGGGCCCGAUUUGCCCGGCCUUGAGCUGCUUUGACUCCCAUCUUUCUGCUGGCGGUGCCAUAUCUGUGUGUUCCUGAGCCAGCCUCAGUUUCCCCUCAAAGCCCCGGGACGGAGCAGGGAGCUGCUGUGUGGGAAUGGUUCGGCACUGCAGCCCACCCCCAUUGGACCUUCCUAAAAUCAUCCUUCUCUCUUCCUCUGGAAACCUCUCUUUUCUCCCUGGCGUGGGCUGGAAGGGAGGCCUGCCUUUCCACUUGGAUGUGGGUAACGAUGAUGUUCAGGUGGUUAAAACUAAGAAACCUCAUCCCUUCCUCAGUUAAGACACCUUCAGGCUCAAAGGCACUCACUUCUGCGUUGGCUUGGUGGGCGUUUCCUGGAUCCCUUUCCUUCUCUGGGUUUAGCUUUUGCAGGAAUAAACAACACUUUGGGGAAAAAAUAAGAUGAUAUUCCCAGCUCUCCUGACGAUGGAAUGAAUCUUCCCAGUGUAGUUCAGCACUGUUGUCUCUCCGAGCCAAAGGAUGCUCCCAACUCUUGCUGCUCCUCGCCCAAGAAGCAGGGCAAUGAGUUGAACCAGGCUUUGAUCAGCGAUGCCCUUAGGAGCCCUGAAGAAGCAGUGAAGCUGGUGGGGCUUUUCUCUUUCAUUUGUGGCCUCUUAGGGCUGCUGGCUGCCAGCUCGCCUUCGCCUGUGGCUGGCUGGGCAGCCUGGAGUCUUUUUUAGGCUCUGGAUCAGGGCCUGCAACUUUGGGAGCGCUUGGCUGUGAAAUAUUUCUGCAAGCUGAUAGUUCUCCUGGCUGGCUGUGUCCACAUGGACGGUAUCGGGUGCACGUUGUGAAGGAGCUGCUGCCAGAAACCAGGACCGUAUCCCCCAGGAGCUGGAAAAGGGUGGAGAACAUCUCAGCUGUGACCUCCCCCCCCACCCCGGUGCAGGCAGCAGGGAUUCCCCAGCUCCCAUUCCUGCAGCUCGGUUUGCAGUGGUGAGCAGGGCAGGCUGUGAGCCAAACUAUUUGUGUUUGCUCAACACACGAGCAGCUGCUCAUCCCGCUCUGCUCCCGAGAGAUGCCGCCGGCGCCCUGCUCGUGUGCAAGGUGGGAUUGCUUUAUGUUCUUCAAGCAGACGGCUCCGGGUGGCUGAUGGGUGUUUGCUGGAGCGCCUUGGAACCUCGUCAGAAAUCUGUUGGGGUUGUUUCACGUUUGGUUUCUGGUGCACAGCUUUCCAAGGAGAAGCGGACGCCGAGGCCGUGGGGGGCGCGCCGCUAUCAGCCCGAUCCCAUCAGAAGAGCUGGUGCUGGAGAUGAACUUUUUCGUGGAUAAAGGGAAACAAACAACCAUUUUAUGCAAUCCACCAUCUCUGCUGACCGAAGAAAUUCCCCCGGGUCCAUUAACUGAGUCUGGCAGCAGCGCAGCCCUGCCUUGUGUUUAAACAAGCUUGCUAGCAGCUGGUGCGAGUGCAGGCAGCGAUGGUCUGGAGAGGAUCAGAGCAGUGAUGUUAGUGCAGAGCACAGGAACUGCUUUUGGAACAGCCAUUCUGAGCGCUUCCAUGUGAAUUAUCAACGAACUCAGCAACGUCCCCGUCCCCGUCAUGUUGAUGCCUGAUGAUUUUAAAGCCUACAGUAAGAUCAAGGUGGACAAUCAUCUGUUCAACAAGGAAAACUUGCCGAGUCGCUUUAAAUUUAAGGAGUAUUGUCCUCUGGUGUUCCGAAACCUCCGGGAAAGGUUUGGGAUCGAUGACCAGGACUACCAGAACUCGGUGACACGAAGUGCCCCCGUGAACAGCGACAGCCAGGGCAGAUGUGGGGCCCGGUUCCUCACCACCUACGACAGGAGGUUUGUCAUUAAGGCCGUGUCGAGUGAGGAUGUAGCAGAGAUGCACAACAUCUUAAAGAAGUACCACCAGUUCAUAGUGGAGUGCCAUGGGAACACCCUUCUGCCCCAGUUCCUCGGCAUGUACCGGCUCACCGUGGAUGGAGUGGAAACCUACAUGGUGGUUACCAGAAACGUGUUCAGCCACAGGCUGACAGUGCACCGAAAAUACGACCUGAAGGGCUCAACAGUGUCCAGGGAAGCAAGCGACAAGGAGAAGGCCAAGGACCUGCCAACGUUCAAGGACAACGACUUCUUGAAUGAGGGGCAGAAGCUGCAUGUUGGGGAAGAGAGCAAAAAGAACUUCCUGGAGAAGCUGAAGCGGGACGUGGAGUUCUUAGCUCAGCUGAAGAUCAUGGACUACAGCCUGCUGGUUGGGAUCCACGAUGUUGACCGAGCAGAGCAGGAAGAGAUGGAAGUGGAGGAUCGGGCAGAGGAUGAGGAGUGUGAGAAUGAUGGCCUUGGAGGCAACCCCAUCUCCUCGUAUGGAACUCCCCCCGACAGCCCUGGCAAUCUCCUCAAUUACCCUCGUUUCUUUGGGCCCGGAGAGUUUGAUCCUUCAGUUGAUGUCUAUGCCAUGAAAAGCCACGACAGUGCCCCCAAGAAGGAAGUGUACUUCAUGGCCAUUAUAGACAUUCUUACGCCAUACGAUGCAAAGAAGAAAGCUGCACACGCUGCCAAAACAGUGAAACAUGGGGCUGGGGCAGAGAUCUCCACCGUGAACCCGGAGCAGUACUCCAAACGCUUCAAUGAAUUUAUGUCCAAUAUCCUGACAUAGUCAUCUCCAGCCUUCAGAGGAGCACGAAGAGAAGAGGGGCUACUUGCCAGCAGAGAACGCAGCCUGUGACACUAAAACAGACUCUGUAGCAGCAUGUGGGGUGUGUGUGUGUGUGUGUGUGUGAGAGAGAGAGAGAGCAAGAAUGAGUGUGUGGCACUGCGUGACUUCAGAGAAGACACAUUUUCGAUGCACCCUCCAACAGCCCACGUCAGCCAGGUGGGAGAAGGGGGGGGUGUUUUGUUACAGAAGUGCCCAGACAUCAAUUCGAGGGCUUUUUAAAACAAGAAAAGUGCAUUGUUUCCAGCACUGCUCUUCCUGACGGUGUUUCCUCCUCUCUGACCAAGGGACUCCCAGGGAUGUGACACGAGGCGCUGCUCGGGAGGGUCGCUCAGCUCACCUUCAUUGGAGUAAAGCAGUGCCUGAUGCCACAAACUACUCUUCUUUUUUCUUAAUUAAUCACCAUCAAAUUGUCUUUGCAAGAAAGGCCUGCAAGCCCUUUUGCUUCCCUCGUGCUAAGGAUUGGAAGGAAUAUCGCCCACCGUCUGGAGGAUGGAAAAUACUACAGUGAUAAGGAGGAGUCGCUGAACUGUGGGUGAAUUCAGACUGGGACACUUUAUACCUUUUGGUUAAUUUAAGUAACAAAAAAUAUGGGGUUUUUUUUGUUGUUGUUGUUGUUUUGUUUUGUUUUGUUUUUUGUAUCUGCACUCGAUUCACAAGAAAGAUGAGGGAAAUGAACAUCUACCAAAGAUGAUCACUAAGAGAGGUGUUUGCUCCCGGAGCCGAAGGAAGCAAUGUGAGAAGCAGCAGAGACGUUGAACAACAUCAGAUGCUGAUGUGCUCGGACCCAGCGUGCUGUCCAUUGGCCAGCUGUGAAGGCGUUGUGCAAGGACAAAGCAGCAAAGCUCUGUGUCCCCGUAGGUGUGGGAGACCACCUUGACUACCUGCAACCCUUCCCUGUGCACAGCAGCUGGGAGUUGCUGUGUCUCUUUGGUUCGUAGCUUCACGUCUGCAGUUCAGUGUUAAUCCAGCUAACGUUGCGUCUUCCUCAUCGGCUCGCUCUGCAGCAGGCAUGCUUGGAUUCACAUCCUGAUGGAGGGUUGUGCAUUCACGGGUUUGUUUUUGCCAUGGUGGCGUCACCGUGCCCGGAGCUGUGGCUGUGUGUGCUCCUCUCUGAGCACUAUGGAAGGAUGGGAAUGCUGACCCUCCCCCCUUCCCUUCCCCACUGGAGCUCAUUGAUGUGACUGAACGGCAUCCCGUUUCUCCCAGCCGGGCUGUGAGGCUUCUGUGGGCUCCAUUCUCAGCACUGCACGACGCUGAUGGACCUUUGGGUUCCUUCCUUCGUUUCCUUUCUCGGCAGGAUUCAGCGUCCUGAACAAAACCCGCCGUCGCAGUGCGUUGCUUAUCUGCCUUGAACUGUUUUCACAUAUGCCUUUGUUUUGGGAUGAAGCUCUUUGGGAUGUCUGCCCCGUGCUGUAAUGCGCUGCAGUGCUGCUCAGGGCUCGCUCCUUUCGGGGGAUCUCUGGUGCUCGAUGCAUCCCAGAUGUUCCCAUGGGCUGUGCUAUGGGAUGUAGGAUAGGGGCAGUUCUUGUGAUGCAGUGUGAGUGCCACCAAUCUCAGCUUGGGAGGGGGCAGAAGGGCCUCGAGCUUCAGCCCAUGGAGGCACACUGUAAAUAGGGCACUCACGGGGUCAGAAAUGACCGUUGGGGGUCACAGAGGGAUACGGACCUUUGUGGUCAUUUGAGUUGGGGCAGCCUUUAGAAGGAGUGCAGCUGAGAGAACGCUUUAGAAAGGGAGGACGGGAGGGCACGGCCGUGCUGUGGGCAUUACGUUGGUCGCUGUGCUCUUUUAAAGAGAGAAAAUAAGCACUUAAACGUUUACCACCCGUUAGGAAUUAAACACCCAUUGCCAGUUGGAAGAACCUGCAUCGGAUCUGCAGCUUUGGCCCGGUGAGCUUUGCUGCUGUCCUGGGCACUGAGCUCCCUCCUUCGAAACCCAUGGUCUUUAAAGCACGUAUUUAUAAAAGACUGAUCUAAAGGAAGAGGAAAAGGGGGUUUGGGGGCGGUGGGGAGGGGAAGGGGGGGGGGUCCAUGAGCUGCAGGCACUGAGCUGUGUUACUCCGCUCCAGCACAGCUCAUGCUGGGACUGAAUUGGAGGGCUGCAGCUCAGCCCUUCCCCAGCCCUGCCCCUGUAAGCAAAUGCCAUUUUCUCACUCGAUGCUGUGUUGCCCAGCUGUGUAACUUCGUUCAACGUGAGCGUUUCGUAUAUUGUUUACAUUCGGGGAGGUGGCAUUGUGUCCAAGAUGCUCAUUUUCGUGUCGAGACAGUAUUUUUCUUACCAGAACAAGAGGUGAAGCUGCAAAUACGUUGUUUUUAAAAGGGACUUUUUGGGUUUUCGGUUGUUCUUUUGUUCUGAAACCUUAUUUUAGGUCGUCGUUAUGAUUUUUUAACUCGAGUAUUUAAGAAAGCCUGGCCCGUUCCAUUCUGGUUUUACAGCUGCUCGUGCUCGUUUGUUGUCUGUUGCUGGUGUGAGUUUAGUUGUGCUGUGCUGGAUGUAGGUAGCUGUGUCUGUAGAUGUGCCCCACAGAGUGCAGGGGGGGGUUGGGGGCGCUCCCUGUGCCCCUGCCUGUCCCAGGGUGGGCUCUGAUGUGUCGAAAUGUGAGCACUGAAAUCUGCUUUGAGUUGCUUCGAAGGGGGGUCGUGGGGCAAAGGGGAGAGGGGAGAAGGAAGGCAGAGCGCAGCAGUGCGUGUCUGAGCGCUGCGCUGCCCUGCUGGUGCAAGAUAAAACGCUCAAGGAUAGGAUGGGGUCACCCCAAAGUGGGAGCUGUGUGUCCGGGGAGGGGGGGGGGGGGGCAGGGAGCACCACCCUGGGGGUCAGCACCAGGGGUCAGCCUGCUGGUGGCAACACGUGAGCAGUGACAGUGGGAGCUCAGUUCUCGCUGCAGGGAGCGGUGCACUCCUUCCCUCUCCAUCUCGGAGGGACCCCGUGUUCAAUAUGAAGGCCGUGAUUGUGAAGGUCCUCACGUGGAACUCAGGGUGGUUCGGUGGCUUCUGCUUCCCUGCAUCCCUGUGCUCUGUCCCCCCCCACCUUCCCCGGUGAAUCCUGGCUUCCAGCUGCUGUGCCCUGACCAGCAGGAGCACUGAAAGCACUCUGAGUUGUACUUUAGGAGCUGGGAGAGAAGACUCCGUGCGUCCCUGCAGGGCACUGCACAGCCCCGGCUGUGAGCUCCGACUGCGGUUUGGUGGCUGCAGGCUGUGUUUAAUAGGGAUUGUCUUCAUCUCAGAGCAGCUGCCUCCGUCCUGUGACUGCUAUGCAGUCUUUACAGAGGCCUCCCUUCGAGCUGCAUUGCUCUGUGUCCCACCCCGAGGUGGCACAGCAGUCAGUGUGUGCUAAACCUCAGUUUGGGACACCGUGCAACCAAUGUGCGAUGGAUCACUGUUACAACAGCAUCCUCUCCCCUUCCCAGCACCGUUUCAGGUUCGCUGUCACCUUGCCCUACUCCUGCAGAGCCGCUCUCCACGACCUCUAUCAGCCACUACUGAUUCUCCUUGCUCUUUUCCUGUGGAACAGCAAUGGCAAAGCACGGAGGACCAACUUCUGCUCGCUCAUUGCUGACCGUGGUUUUGGUUUUAUCACUCACAGCCCGCACUGCUCCCCGUCCAGCUGCACAAUGCAAAGUGCAGGGGAUCGAGUUGGGGCAAGGGAGCGUAGAACACAGGUCCUGAGAGGGGGGUGGGCAGGGCUAAUCAGUGCGACUGCAAACAAAUGUGAAUAAAUUAAGUUGAAAACUAAACGAAACAAAAAUAAUAAUAAUAAUAAUAAUGCGUUCUAGGUUUUUUUCACUGCUGUUUUUUAAAUAGGAAUUUUAAGUCCUCUGUGCUUGUCUGUUUGCUAGGAGCAGUUUGAGACACUGUUACUGUUUUGAAAUGCAUGCAUGUUACGAGAUGAGUCUCCAAGCAGAGAAAAAUAAAAUGAAAACUUUGUGUA
Molecule: messenger RNA, 7047 nt
Organism: Gallus gallus (chicken)
Lineage: Eukaryota; Metazoa; Chordata; Aves; Galliformes; Phasianidae
Gene: PIP4K2B
Product: phosphatidylinositol-5-phosphate 4-kinase type 2 beta
Exons: 10
Coding region: 2005-3063 (352 amino acids)
Biological process (GO): phosphatidylinositol metabolic process
Molecular function (GO): phosphatidylinositol kinase activity
Source: RefSeq, a predicted model, not a curated record